AGAAAAACCACUUCCAGUAACCUUUUAAUGGAAAAUUUCAUUGAAACUGUGGAAGUAGAUAGCCAGGACCAUUGUUUCGGUGGGCCUGAAUUAUCUCCCUCUUUUGCUAUAUCUUUACCAAGCUGCUCGAAAGAUGUCAGUACCCCUUCAAGGAGUUAUGGAAAGAAAAGAAAAAUUUCUGAGGACAUAGAUAUGGAAAUAUUAAAUACUUUAAAGGAGAUGAAAGAUAUAAGGUCACAGGCUCCUACGGAAGAUGAGGAUGACGUUUUCUGUCGGGCUGUUGCUUGUGAGUUGAAGAAAAUAACAGAUAUGAAAGAAAAGCAAAGAAGAAAGUUGAAGAAGUGAAAACUCGAUGGAGGACGUUAAGAGCAAGAUUCGUCAAGGAGAACAAAAUCCAUGAGUAUAACACAAAAAGUGGGCAGAGUCAGGAGGAGCCAAGCUCUUGAGAGUGGUUUGAAGCCAUGAGUUUCCUUAAUCCUCAUGUAAAGGCAAGAAAAAUCACUUCCAGUAACCUUUUAAUAGAAAAUUUCAUUGAAACUGUGGAAGUAGAUAGCCAGGACCAUUGUUUCGGUGGGCCUGAAUUAUCUCCCUCUUUUGCUAUAUCUUUACCAAGCUGCUCGAAAGAUGUCAGUACCCCUUCAAGGAGUUAUGGAAAGAAAAGAAAAAUUUCUGAGGACAUAGAUAUGGAAAUAUU
Molecule: messenger RNA, 694 nt
Organism: Coccinella septempunctata (seven-spotted ladybird)
Lineage: Eukaryota; Metazoa; Arthropoda; Insecta; Coleoptera; Coccinellidae
Exons: 2
Coding region: 28-345 (105 amino acids)
Source: RefSeq, a predicted model, not a curated record